AUGAAUCGAUUCAUUGGUGGAGACAAUAUUGUUAUGUUGAAUGGAAUGGAUUGGAGAAGACAUCGCAAAAUUGCAAAUCCAGCCUUUAAUCGAGCAAUGCCUGUACGACUUUUCGGUGAACUAACUCAAACUAUGUUCAAGACCAUGGAGACUUUAGGCACGACUAUUGAUGUAUUAGAUCUGUCAGAACGAUUAGCCUUGGAUACAAUUGGCAAAGCUGGAUUUGGUUUUGAUUUCCAUGCUCUUGAAAAUCGAAACAAUCAAUGGGUGAAUUAUUACAAUAGUGUAAAGGAAGGUAUGUUGGAUCCCUUCUUCUUAUUAUUCCCUAUUUUCGAUACGAAACUAUUGAAUUGGUUCCCGAAACGACGACGUAUUCACGAUAACCUGACCAACUUUUUGAACAUGCUGGGGACAAUUAUUGAACAAAAACGACUCUUAUUAAAUCAACAUAAUCAUGAUAAAGUGAUGGAUGAAGAAGAACGCGAUUUACUUUCCUUGAUGAUUGAAAGCGAACAAGGUGAAAAUGCCACUCUCUCAAACGAAGAACUAAGAAGCAAUCUAUGUAUCUUCUUUUUGGCAGGUCAUGAUACAACAGCAUUUACCUUGGCUUUUAUGAUGUAUGAAUUAGCAGUGAAUCCAGAUAUGCAAGAAAAGGCACGACGUGAAGUCAUUUCUAUUUUGGGGGACAAACCUGUGGAUGUGUUGCCUACAAAUGAGGAUACCAAAAAGAUGAACUAUCUCAAUGCAGUGAUGAAGGAAACAAUGCGACUACAUAACCCAGUUCUCGGUACAACAGCACGUGAAGUCAUGGAAGAUACAUAUUUGGGACAAAUAUUUCUGCCUCGAGGAUCUCUAGUAUCUGCUGAUAUUUUGAACGUUCAUCGUAAUCCAGAAGUGUGGGAAUCGCCGUUGGUUUUCAACCCUGAUCGAUUCUUACCUGGUGGCGAAGCUGAUCAACAACCAAAUAGUGGGUUGUCAUGGAUUCCUUUCUCAAGUGGAGGUCGAAUAUGUAUUGGACAAAAGUUUAGUUUGAUUGAACAACGAGUGGUGAUGUCCAUGUUAUUACGAAAAUACAAAUGGUCAUUACCCAAAAACUCGUUCCAUGCUGAUGGAUUGAAAACUCAUGGUGUGGCCUUUGGUAUCAUUUCAACCACCAAUUUGACUCUGGAUUUUGAAAAGCUUUAUUAG
Halteromyces radiatus is the source of this 1188-nucleotide messenger RNA. Its product is annotated as cytochrome P450. NCBI's taxonomy places the organism in Eukaryota, Fungi, Mucoromycota, Mucoromycetes, Mucorales, Cunninghamellaceae. The record is from RefSeq and is a predicted model, not a curated record. The transcript has 9 exons. Bases 1 to 1188 code for a protein of 395 amino acids. Gene Ontology annotation, molecular function: iron ion binding; monooxygenase activity; heme binding.